Molecule: messenger RNA, 1161 nt
Organism: Erigeron canadensis
Lineage: Eukaryota; Viridiplantae; Streptophyta; Magnoliopsida; Asterales; Asteraceae
Product: probable WRKY transcription factor 7
Exons: 3
Coding region: 12-1040 (342 amino acids)
Biological process (GO): regulation of DNA-templated transcription
Molecular function (GO): DNA-binding transcription factor activity; sequence-specific DNA binding
Source: RefSeq, a predicted model, not a curated record
UAUCAUUCACAAUGUUUGAUCCCAUGGCAGUUGAGUUCAUGAAUUCCUACAAAAACAACAACACUAAUUUUGCCUUCUCCGGCAAAACAGAAGACACCGCGGUACAGGAUGCUGGUACCGCGGGUCUUCAAAGCCUCGAGAAUCUCGUAGGCUUAUUAUCCGCCCAUACUCAUCAAAAACCAUCAUAUUCAACUGUCGCAAAUGACACUCCACCAGUCGCAACGGACUACAUCGCAGUCGCUGAUGUAGCCGUUGCGAAAUUUAAAAAAUUCAUAUCUCUCCUCGACCGGACAUCCACGGGCCACGCCCGGUUCCGGCGAGGACCCAUUACAAACCCACCCAUAACAACACAAAAAAAAACGUAUCCAGUGUUGGCUGCUCAAGUGCAGCCGCAGCCAACACCGGAGACAGUGUACACGGCCACCCCGAUUCAGCAACGGAUGCCCGUACAUUCGUUGUCAAAAUCGGGGUCGUUUGAUUGGAAAGAUGUCCCCACAACGACUAUUAGUUUUGCGGGCGCUGCUGCUACUGCAUCGCCCGCAAACUCUUUUAUGUCGUCGUUGACUGGGGAUACCGAAGGGCUGCAGCCCUCGAUGUCUUCGGGUUUUCAGAUCACGAAUCUUUCACAGGUGUCGUCUGCUGGACAGCCGAAUAUUUCGUCGUCUUCUUUUAAACGAAAAUGUAGUUCAAUGGAGGAUUCUCACACUAAGUGUACUAAUUCUUCUGGUAGAUGCCAUUGUUCGAAAAGAAAGAAGUCAAGAUUGAAAAGAGUGGUAAGAGUACCAGCAAUAAGCUUAAAAAUGGCAGAUAUACCACCAGAUGAUUAUUCAUGGAGAAAGUAUGGGCAAAAACCAAUCAAAGGGUCACCACAUCCAAGGGGUUAUUACAAGUGUAGCACUUUGCGAGGUUGUCCCGCAAGAAAACAUGUUGAACGAGCUUUGGAUGAUCCAACGAUGCUUAUAGUGACUUAUGAAAGCGACCACAAUCAUACCUUGAACGUGAAAGACACGUCAACAGCCAUAAUUUUUGAAUCGUCGUAAUUUCUAUCAUCGUCCAAAAAAGCGUAAAAAUGAAAAUUUGUAACCUUUAAAGGGUGGUUGUGAAGGGAUGUAAGUGUGUUAAUGUGGAUCAAAUGUCAACAAGGAAGCUUGAGUUUCACUA